AUGGUAGGUUGUAAUACUCCUGAUGGUUAUGCUGACAUAGUUUUUAUUUGUGGAGAAUUUAAAUCAACUAAGCAAAUUUCUGAUAAAGAAUUACUUUCACAAGCAUUCAGUUCUCAUUUAGAAAAGAAAACUAGAGAGCUAGAAAAAGAGUUAUCAACUGCUAAAGAAGGGUUAAAAAUCAAAAGAGAAGAAGUAGCCAAGUUUCAGGAAAAAUCUGAAGA
This is a messenger RNA of Entrophospora candida, 221 nucleotides long. Lineage: Eukaryota; Fungi; Glomeromycota; Glomeromycetes; Entrophosporales; Entrophosporaceae. The record is from the annotation of a GenBank genome assembly.